AUGAGAGGUUCUUAUGUCAGAGAUGGGUAUAGGUCUCAGUACAGAUACGCAAAUGGAUCAGAUGGAAACAAUAAAAUGCAGAAUUCCUAUAAUAGGAGAAAUAUCUAUUUAAAGAAAGAAGCACAGAAAGAGAAAGGAAUAACAUUUUGUCCGCAUUACACCCUGAGAGGAUCAUGCCGUUAUUUAAAUGAUUGCAAAAAUUUACAUAAUUUAAAACUAGUUGACUCAUUUUAUUUACAAAGAUCAUACAUAGAUUGUGCUAUAAUAGUUCAUGGGCCGAAUAAUGAAAUAUAUUUGUUUACGUCUGUAUCUCCAUAUACAAUUAAUGUAUGGCUGUUUGUACCUGGAGAAGGAUCUAAAGAACUAGACAUAAAACAUUUAAAAAAAAUAGAGUUUGAGUUAACAGAAGAAGAAGAAUCAUAUGUUGACAAUAAAUUAAAACAAAAUAAAAAGAACAGUGGAAGAAAAAAUAAAAAAAGAGUCUUAUCCUUAUUAUAUGCUGAAGAAUGUAUAUUCGCUGGUUUAGACAAUGGAUUAAUAAAAAUUAUGCACUUGCCUUCCUCGGAUUCGUCUACUCUUUUUGCGCAUUCAGAUGCCAUAUAUAGUAUUGUAUGUAUUGACGGAAUUAUCAUAUCAUCAUGUAUUAAUGGGGAAGUAAAAUUUUGGAAGUAUCAAGAGAGUUACUUAAGUUUUGUUACAAUAAAAAAGAUUGAAACAAGAACGAGAAUUUACAAAAUGAUAGAAAUAAUAUCAGGAAAAUGUCUGAGUAAUACAAACAAUCGCAGUAGUACAAAUAAUACGUAUAAUCCAAAUAGUGCAAAUAAUACCAGUAGUGCACAUAAUGGCAAUAAUCCUAGUAAUGAAAAUUUUAAUUCUGAAGUGUCGAAAUACAGUAGGACUCUUUGGGUUUGUGGUGAUGGUAUAACUAUUAUUAAUUUGCUAAAUCUUGAAAUCGUAAAUAAUCUUAAGUGUAAAUAUGGAAGCGUUGUGUCAGUUAUACAGUAUGAAGCUAAUGUUAUAACAGCAAUGAGUGAUGGUAAAAUUGUAGCAUUUGGUUUAACAGGCGAAGCACAUUUUGAAAUGAAUACUUUGCCUAUUUAUUGUAUGGCAGGUUUGAAAAAUGAACGAAAUUUGCCAAUAUUAAUAUAUGGAUCUACCAAAGCUUUAUAUACUUUUUCUUUACCUGAAUUCAAUCCAUAUGGGUAUUUAAAGGACAGAGAUAACAUGAUGCUCAAGUUUAAUAUUAAUGAUCCAGAUUUUAUACUCGCUCUGUCAGGGCCAUAUUUCAUAGUCAUUUUUUCGAACAAUGGUAAUGCAAGAGUUUGGAAGUGGGAGUCAAGUGAGUAG
Plasmodium malariae is the source of this 1347-nucleotide messenger RNA. Its product is annotated as zinc finger (CCCH type) protein, putative. Bases 1 to 1347 code for a protein of 448 amino acids. The record is from RefSeq and is a predicted model, not a curated record. Gene Ontology annotation, molecular function: protein binding; metal ion binding. The transcript is spliced from 5 exons. Lineage: Eukaryota; Apicomplexa; Aconoidasida; Haemosporida; Plasmodiidae.